GCGGCGCGGCAGUCGUUGUUGUGGAAGGCGUCGCUUGGCUUUGUGCUCGCAGCCGUUCUGUCACUGUUUUGUUUGCCUGCUGCCUGCCUGCUGCCUGUGCGUGUUGAUCCCCUUGGUUGUGCCGACCGAAUUUCUGAGCCAGUUUCUUCCCAAUCCACCCAAUCACCAUGACUUCAACCUCCUUCAACGUGGGCCUGGGAGAGGUGUCCCGCAAUUCCAGCAAGGUGCUGAAGCCCCCAGGUGGCGGUUCUUCCGACAUCUUCGGCGUGGGGGCGGGCGAAGCCCAGCAGUCGCCUCGCAAGGUGAAGCAGUACAUGGCGAGCAACAUCUCGCUGACUGACGGCCGCCCCCUUAGGCACUGGCCCAGGCUCCACGUCGUCCGCGGCCUCCACGGCGUCGUCCGGCGAGACUCCGUCUCCCGGCUCGCCCACCGGGUCGGCUCGCAACGAUGGCAACCCCGUGACUGGCGAGGGCUACAAGGCCCCGGCCGCCGCGGCCAACCGUAGCCGCGUGCCUCCAGGCGGCUACUCCUCCGGACUGUGGUGAAGGACGAAGGACGCCCAGCUCGCAGACCACCGCGACGCCUCAACUCGACAUCCGUCUCCACCGCCCGCCCGUGUCAUCCGUCCCUCCUACUACCGUCAUCUCUCUCUCUCUCCUUGUUGAUUUUAAAUUGUUUUAAACUUUUAAAUUGAAAAAAAAAAUUGACCAACUGUUUUAUUGAUUUGUCAGGAUGCGUUGAGUCUUCUCUGUACUUCAUUGUGAGAGCUUAAGUCUGCAACGGUUAUUUUUUUUUUCUGGAAAUUUGUUUGUGCCUGCCUGACACGGGGCUAAUGUAAUUUAACUUCGUUCAAAUUACAUAAAUAUUGUUUUCUUUUGUACUUUUUCACAUGAUUGUGUGUUAUCUGGAACGUUGGUAGAUGUAGUGCUUUUUUAUAUGUUUCUUUUGUAGAUUUGAUAAUGGGUUUCGUGAUGUAUCCGUUAAGCUAUUGAAGUUAGUUUGUCAGAGCUUACCAUGUCAGCUGAUGCAUGCGGCAUUAGGAGAAAGCGAAUUCAAAGUCUGAUUUUAAUGAUUUAUUGAAACAACUUUUCAGUCGAGUUGCUGAGAUAUUUGUGUACAUAUUUAUUAUUUAUGAAUAUUCCGGUUGCAAGGGAUUAAAAUUCAGGCUUUAGUUUGGUUUAAAUGCGCGUGUGCAUAUAUUCCUAAGAAGUGACUGCAAACAAUUAUGUUCCCGCUCCUUAACCUAAAUAAACAUUUUUACAUAAUGUCAA
Thrips palmi is the source of this 1272-nucleotide messenger RNA. Its product is annotated as jupiter microtubule associated homolog 1-like. Lineage: Eukaryota; Metazoa; Arthropoda; Insecta; Thysanoptera; Thripidae. The transcript is spliced from 3 exons. Gene Ontology annotation, cellular component: nucleus. The coding region runs from base 168 to 506 and encodes 112 amino acids. The record is from RefSeq and is a predicted model, not a curated record.